Stylophora pistillata is the source of this 2943-nucleotide messenger RNA. RefSeq names its product TNF receptor-associated factor 3. Gene Ontology annotation, molecular function: ubiquitin protein ligase binding; metal ion binding; tumor necrosis factor receptor binding. Gene Ontology annotation, biological process: regulation of canonical NF-kappaB signal transduction. NCBI's taxonomy places the organism in Eukaryota, Metazoa, Cnidaria, Anthozoa, Scleractinia, Pocilloporidae. The record is from RefSeq and is a predicted model, not a curated record. Gene Ontology annotation, cellular component: plasma membrane signaling receptor complex.
AUGGCGGAAAUAGCAAGAGAUACGUUACCUUCUGGUUUUGAUGAGCAAUUUUUGAAUGAGGUUGAAGCCAAACUGAUUUGUUCGAUAUGUCAUUUAACGUUAAAAGACCCAGUUCUCACAAGAUGUGGACACAGAUUCUGUAAGGGAUGCCUCGACGAGCAUUUCAGAAGGCAAGAAAUUGAAGGCCGAAGUCUAACUUGUCCUGCGGACAGAGACGCUUUGGACAAAGAGCGGGACGUCUUUCCAGAUAAAGCAACAGAAAGGGAGAUUCUCUCCUUCUUUAUCAAGUGUUCAAGUGAUGAAUGUGAAUGGACUGGGGAGCUGAGAGACAAAGAGGUUCACAUGGAGUCCUGUCGUUUCAGGUUUGUAAGUUGCACAAACGAAAAGUGUCAAUUAAAGGUGCGAAGAAAAGAUCUCGAGAUGCACCUGGCAUUCGCGUGUCAGUGGAGGAUCAUUAACUGUGAACAUUGUGGAGAGCCACACCCAAACGACAACAUGCAGGCUCAUUUUGAACAGUGCAGGAAGUUCUCAGUAAGUUGUCCCAACAGCUGCGGAGAAUCAUUUCCCAGAGAAAUGAUUGAGAAUCAUAUCAAAGACGAAUGCCCUCUAACAGAACUCCCAUGCCCUUAUGCACAGAUUGGCUGUGAAAACAAGGCUCAACGAAGGAAUUUGGAUGGUCAUCUUAAAGACACCUCGACUCAUCUUGAUUUAGCAUGUGCCAAGUUACGCGACAAUGAAGUUAAAUUAGUCGACACUCAAAGCCAAUUGCACAAGACGCAACUAAAGUUGAAUAUUAUGGAGAACAAAUUAACAGAAGCAGUAAAUAAGUUAAAUUACACUGAAGUGGAGUUAAAGGAAACAAAGGAGACAACAAUAAAGCUGUUGGAGAAACUGGAGACCCUUAAGUUACAGUUUGAUGGGAAAGCAAUGAAGGCUCAAGAACAGGCAGAAACAGGACAAAAAGGGAAAUUUCUAUGGAAGGUAUCGAACUUCAGCGAAAGGUUAUGGGAAGCAAGGACUGGAGUAAACGAAAGAAUUGCCAGUUCUCCAUUUCACGCAGGCGCUUUUGGCUACAGAUUAAAAGCAAAGAUGAAUCCUAAUGGCUUUAAAGAUGGGAAGAACACUCACCUGUCUGUGUAUGUUGCUGUAAUGAAAGGUGAAUAUGACGCCAUAUUAUCUUGGCCCUUUCAGAAGAAGAUAAAAUUCACAUUGAUUGAUCAACAAGAAGACCCAGAGAAACGAAUGAACGUUACUGCGCGAUCUACUCCACGACAACCCAACCCUGGUCACUUUUCAAGGCCUGUAUCAGACGAAAACCGUACAUGGGGCUUUCAUAAAUUUAUAACUCACGAGGUACUCUUUUCAAGGCAGUACCUUGUGGAUGACACCCUGUUCCUUCAGGUCGAAGUUGGUGGAGAUUAAUGAUAUUCAGACGUUAUUUCAAUUGUAUUGGAGUCAACAACAAAUGUCGAUAAAAUAAUGCUUGGUAUCCUUUUGGUUUGCAAUGCACCUGGGAAAGAUUGAGACAUUUAUUUUACCAAAGGUAAAAUUAAUAAAUGAAGUAUCUAGAGGAAGUAUCUCGAGAAAACAGAAAAUUAGUUGUAACCCUAUAUUAACAAGGCAUCGAUAAUUUUAAUUUGAAAUACAUGUUUCAAUCUGACAACCAUCCUCGUCAAUUACCUUGAGUUUUUUGAAAACUGCCAUGACUCGUAACAGCCCAGGGAAACAUUGACAGGUGAAUGAAAUUAAAAAAAAACUGAUAUCAAAUAAUGAUUGUGUUAAAAAUAACAAUUCCCUACUUAAGGAGAAAAAUCGAUACGAUAACCGUCUUGAUUUAAAUUGUUUUGUCUGCAGUUUAGGUGUAUCGGCCUCCGCUGGUAAUAAUUGUACAAGCUGACGUCUCACCAAGAGACAAAAUUGAGGAUUUCAAAGCAAUAUGUAGAAAAAGAUUUGUAGCGAGGUCCUGAGCUUUGCUUAUCUUAAAGGAUAUAUAUCAGAAGAAUUCGCUGAAGUUUUUAUUUUUCCUAACACGAGUAGAUUUAGCGAGAAAUACAACAUACACAACUGAUUUUAUAGAUAAAAGGAGCUUUGUUGGAACAAGAUUCUUCACCUGAACUGGAUGAGCUUUGCUUACAGACCAUUGAAACAAAUGAAAACAGUUACGUUCAAAACAGAAAGUAAACAACUACCAAAGCACAUUUGCAAAAUAUUUGUCGGUACAUGAGUGCUCUCACUUGGUUUGUAAAAAGUCCGUCAGACAAGGCUAAGCAGGCCAUUAGUUUAAAUGAUUUUUACGCAAUAAUUAAUGAUCACAUUUAUAGUGCUAUUUUAUUAAUCGUAUAAGCGUAGAUGAUUUUCUUGUGGCAAAAGUUCUUAGCAUAGAAUUCAUUAUCAGGUCAAUGUCGUUUUGAUGCCCUCUAGAAAAAAAACAAGUAAACAAACAAACAAAUACCAACAGACAAACUCCUCGUAACUGUAUACAUCAAAGAGCUGUGAAAUUUUGCAUAAAUUGUUUAUUAAAUUUGUUACUGUAACCAACUCCAUCGUAUUAGAAAGUAUUGUCUUUCUUAGAAAUAAAAAUAAAUAUUAGAGGGCACUCUUUGUUUAUCUUGUUUAUUGUAAGAAUCAGCAUGUCAUAUAGUUGAUUUUAGGGUAUUCCGGUUAGUGCGUGAAAACUAGCAUAAAGUGAUUAUGGCUGCAAAAAAAGACGAUAACAACCCUUUCAUUAAGGUGAAGAUAGAAAUCAAGUUUGCCAAACCUUGUGAACUUAUAGGUGUUAAUGCUAUUUAAAAUUAGAAACUAUGAAAUUUAUGUUGUUACAAUAUGUGUAUCGAUAUUUGUGUAACAAACUGCGAUUGUAUUAUUGCAUUAGUCCGCUGGCGUAGCUGAAAUUUGUUUUUGAUUGUAACUCAACGAGGGAUAAAAUACAAUAAUAAAGUGCUU